AUGGCACAUGGAUCCUUGUCUCGCCCGAGUCACCCCAACCCAGCCGAGACGUGCACCCGCACCAGAUAUCCAUCCAUCAGCCAACCCAAUCAGAACUACGGAUGUGUUUUACCGACUCGUCUGCGUGUAUCCAAGCCCGUCUGCGUGUAUCCACGCCAACAUCUGCGUUUGCCCGCUGUCCAAUCCACCUGGCGUCACGAUCAAGUGGCUGCGCAACGUGUAGCCGCGUACGACCGUUGCGAGAUGAUUGCGCUCAUCUGGUCCUUCAAUCCAUCACGGGAUGGCGCACUACAGGCUUACGGCCGUAGAGGGAGCGAACAUCAACUGCACCCUCACGAUCGACACACACACGAGGCAAAUUGGCCAACACCCAUCGCAAAUCAAAAACAUCAGCCUGCAGCUAGUACGCCUUUCGAGGUCGUGGCCGGCGCUACAUUCGCGUAUCUACCAUCCCUCGUUGCUUUGACCAACUGA
Messenger RNA from Cordyceps militaris CM01, 474 nucleotides. RefSeq lists its product as uncharacterized. The transcript has 3 exons. The coding region runs from base 1 to 474 and encodes 157 amino acids. Lineage: Eukaryota; Fungi; Ascomycota; Sordariomycetes; Hypocreales; Cordycipitaceae. The record is from RefSeq and is a predicted model, not a curated record.